CGUCUAAGUCAAACGGUGCUGCCCCAGUCAGCGGUAUCCUAGCUUCCCAACAGUGCUUUGCGGUCCCAUUUUUAAUCCCUCGUCGCUGUGCUUACGCGAACACCAAUUCAUGGUUAUAAAAUCCAUACUUAUAAAUACUCAUAAAAUCCAUACAUUUAAAGGCAAUCUGCAUUGUCGUACACUAUAUAGUAUAUCCAUUAAAUUUCGAAUUGCAUAAUUUUUCCAUACUUUAUUGAGUAUAAUGAUACUCAAUAAAUUAUGCACAUUAUAAAUAGACUCAUAAUCAUUGCACGCGCUAUUGCCCGGUACCGCAGGAUCUUUACAAUCUACACUAACUCUACCCAAAUAUCCAGACAAGGAAAUGCUUCUAACGCGAUCACAAAACAAUAUUUUUAAGCCAAAGAUGAAACAGCAAACGCGUGCCCUAUGUAAGUAAGAAGAUUGUAGCACAACAUGUCAGAUGAUGACAUCAGUCCGAGAUGGCGCCUUGCCGGCUUUAUUGUUAUGCUACUGGCAAUUUUAACUAUUUACAUAUUAUAUUCUUCAAGUAUUUACCUAAAAGAUAAGCCAGUGGGUAAAAAAUGGUCGGAGCUUCGCUAUGGUGUUAGAAAUAAGGCGUCAGAGCCUCUGCACAAAGACGAACAAGCCGGGAUGUGGCGAGAACACAUCGGAGAAGAUGCAAACAACAAAUCCUUGACGCCAUUUAUUUAUCUCGUUCAGACUGAAACCUGUAUAUCGGAAACUCUCCUGAGUACUAAACGCCUUGGAGACCCCAAGCAAUGUGCUUGCGAAGUCAUCGUGUUAAGCUAUCGUAGUAUCUGCAAGAAGCAUCAACAUUAUCAACACGUGGAAUACAUCCUUGGUGUCAACAAUACAUGGGCAAGGGGACGGAACCACUUAUACUGGGCGGCUAGCAAGCGAAACAAAUUUUAUCUGUAUUACAUAUACACAGAUGACGAUAUUUUUCUUACUUUUACCACCCAUGCUUCUAAAGAAAUGAAAUCUUCAGUACCUAUGCGGGUAUUCGAAAUGUUUCUGUUACGUUAUGAACCUGCUAUAGCGGUGCCAACUUACUUUAAUAAAAAUGCUGAAUGGACAAAUGGAAAGCAUGACCGUAUUUGCGGGCGGGGGAAAGUAAAGAAGCUCUACUAUCCUGCAGUCGAUUACGACGCAUGUUUUGUGGCGAUUCAUAAGGAUGCUGCCAAGCACGUAUUACCGUACGAAACAAAAUACGACAAACAUUCAUGGUGGAACGCAGGAGCCUGUUUCGUGGUGGCUGCAGAGUUGAAAUUUCGUGGACAAGUGGUUGUUUACCUUCCUAUAUUUGCAAAUAACCCCGGCCACCGCCCCUACCCCCACCAGAAACGCUUUUCAGAUGUUGAAUGGUCGUUGUGUUUGGAGGACGAGGUUAAGAAAAUGCCGCGCGAACUUCGAAAAUCAAAACUUGUCAGGGAUUUUCAGAGAAGUCCUUUACAUUAUCUUGAAAAUGCAAAGACGUAUUGCCUUGAUCGCCCACCACAUCACAAAAUUAUAUCAUAUGAUCAUUUUAAGACUAUCAGAUAAAUUUCAAAAUAAUAAAGAAAGCAACAGAGAUUUAGUGGCAAAAA
This is a messenger RNA of Nematostella vectensis (starlet sea anemone), 1607 nucleotides long. RefSeq lists its product as uncharacterized. The record is from RefSeq and is a predicted model, not a curated record. The coding region runs from base 454 to 1563 and encodes 369 amino acids. Lineage: Eukaryota; Metazoa; Cnidaria; Anthozoa; Actiniaria; Edwardsiidae. The transcript has a single exon.